This is a messenger RNA of Brassicogethes aeneus, 453 nucleotides long. NCBI's taxonomy places the organism in Eukaryota, Metazoa, Arthropoda, Insecta, Coleoptera, Nitidulidae. The record is from the annotation of a GenBank genome assembly.
UUUUGCCAAUAUAACAAAAGUAACAAGUACAUCAAAAUUUGUACAUAAUGAGGCCCGUGAGAAGUAACGAAAGAUGCUUGGGAGAGUACAAAUGCCCUAUUUGUAAUCGAACAUGGAUGUCUGGUAAUUCUUGGCCUAAUAUGGGGCAAAAAUGCCAACAGUGCCAUAUCAAUGUUAUACCACAUAAACAGAGUCCUCGGAAAAAACCUGACGGUCCUUACAUUUCGGUCCCAUCAAGAGAACAUCGUCAGGACCUCUGUGAAAAAUGCAAACAACUUGGUCAUAUCUGCGUGCCAGGGUUUAAGCGAGGAUAUACGGUUUAUUUAUAGGUUACCUUAAUUUAAAUGAUGUAAACACCCAAAUUAUAAAAAUCAAAAUUAGUUUACCUACAUUAAAAAUUAUUUAAAAUUUCUGUUAUGAUUUAGUUAAUAUUCAAUAAAUAUUAUAUCGAAA